Molecule: messenger RNA, 899 nt
Organism: Oppiella nova
Lineage: Eukaryota; Metazoa; Arthropoda; Arachnida; Sarcoptiformes; Oppiidae
Source: the annotation of a GenBank genome assembly
AUGAAUACUUAUAUCGUAUUAAGUCUGCUGUUUGUGGGCCUCAACGCCUUCCCGAUGACUCCCGACUCAGACUCUGUGGGCGACGUCAAGGAUGUCGACCCAAACCAACCCGAAGUGAAAGAGGCCAUCAGUUUUGCAUUUAAUGUGAUCCACGACUCCAUAGACUCGACUCAUGCCAUCACAAUGGGAAAGAAGCGAUUCCUCAACUAUAGGAUCACUUAUAAGGGACCCUUUGAUUACAAGAGGGACCACACAAAGGCAUACAGAUAUCCAUUUGGUAUCAACAAAGGCGCCAUCGAGGACACCAUCAAUGAGAUCAACCAAAUCAGACAACUGGACCUCAAAGACACGGAUGUCUCGCCUUUCCAUCUGGUCUGGAGGUACAAGACUAUGACUUACAUCCCAUGGCACGAGAAGUAUGUGUUGAGUCACUUGGGAUUACAUCAGAAGGAGUGCCACAUCCGAGUGGUUGUGCCCAACACUCCGCACUUCAAUGGCCUCUUAUGGCGGGUGAAGCACUUGAUUCAGUUGAUGCCCAUCGCCUUCCCCGACGGCAUCCCCACCGAAGAGGACGUGGGAUGUGUCAAACUGAACACAUAUACCGGUGCCCUGUCUGUGAACCCCAGCCAUAAGGUGUCGGCCGAUCGCAUCGAUUUGGCCAAAAGUGAUGACAUAUAUUAUGGCAAAUAUUUGAGAGAGUAUUUGAAGUGGAGUUCCGGUCUGUUUGGCAAAGGAUUGCCCGGUUGUCCCGUCCAACAGAUCAAUGGCUCGCAUAUUGAGGACCAUAAGAGGAAGGCUAUGGACGCCAGUAAACAUCAGCACCACUUCUAUAACAACUGAUUCAUCACUUUGUAGACCAUUUAUGUAUAGUUUAAUAAAUGUUAUCACAAUUCAUUCAA